ACCACCGGCUUCUGCCCCCACCAUACACUAAAACUGCUCUCCCAGAGGCUCCAGUGGCCUCCUUGUCAACAAUCCCAGUGGCCGCAUCUUAUCUUUACCCUAUUGUCCCCCUCCCGCCACCUGGCAUCACCUCCUAAUUUGUCACUUUCCAGUGCUGUCAUGGUGGGUGCUCAGCCUCUGGGGUCAGACAGACUUGCUUGCUUUCAGCCCUGGGCGAUGUUGCUUCCUAGCUGCAUGAACUCAACCUCUCUGAGCCUCAGUUUCCUCUUCUGUAAAAUGGGGAUCAUAAUCAUCCCUGCCUCAGGCUCAUUGUGAGGAUUAAAUGAAUUAACCCAUAAAAAGAACUCUGUGCCCGGCAGUGGAAGUUAGCUGUUAGAGUCUUUACCUGCAUCUGGUUUUCUCCAUCCCCACCAGAGUCAACCAGCUCCAGCCUUCUCACUAUCUGUGGUCCAGAGAACUUCCCCGCCUCCGCACUGGCCAACCUGCUUCUGAUUCUUCCCAGCCAUUCUCCCCACAGUAGCUAGACUGGGCUUCCUGGGACCCAAACCUUCCAGGGACCACACCUGUCGCUGGCUGAAAACCCCACAAUGCUUCCAGGGCUCCUAGCAUGAAGCCUAAACCUCCUCCUCCUUUCAUAGACUUUAUAACUAUUUUUUAAACAAGAGGCAAACUACAAAGGUCAAGAUUUACAAUAACACUACUCAGAAUUUUUCUUUGCUACAAUACACCGUGAAGUCAGGACUGUUUAAGAAGGCUUGCAGGAAUGUUCGGCCUCCAUAGCUUUAAAAUUCCCUCAAAAAGCUCAUUUACCUAAAAAAGAGGUUUUUCUCUAUAAGAAAUCACAUUUUUUUGUGUGUGUGCACAGGUCUCAAAACUCUUAUAUAGAAUGUAAUACCAAACCACAGUUGAGUAUUUAAGCAGCCCUGGGUCUCUGGGACAUGAACCCCCGCCCCUGCCUGAGCUGAAUACUUUAAAUCCGAACUUUUUUUUUUUAAUUCUUAUUUUUCUUCCACACUUUAAAGUUGAAAUAUAGUUAAUGUACAAUAUUAUAUGUUAUAGGUGUACAGUACAGUGAUUCACAAAAUUUAAAACUUAUACUCAUUUAUAGUUAUUAUAAAAUAUUGGUUAUAUUCCCCUUGUUGUACAACAUAUCCUUGUAGCUUAUUUUAUACCUCAUAGUUUGUACCUCUUACUCCCCUACUUCUAUAUUGCCCCUCCCCGCUUUUCUCUCCUCACGGGUAACCACUAGUUUGUUCUCUAUAUUUGUUAGUCUGCUUCCUUUUUGUUAUAUUCACUAGCUUGUUGUAUUUCUUAGAUUCCACAUAUGAGUAAUACAAUACAGUAUAUCUUUCUCUGUUAGACUUAUUUCACGUAGCAUAAUGCCCUCCGUGUCCAUCCAUGCUGCUGCAAAUGGCUAAAUGUCAUUAUUUUUCGUGGCUGAGUAACAUUCCACUGGGUAUAUAUAUGUACCACAUCUUCUUUAUCCAUUCAUCUGUUGAUGGACACUUAGGUUGCUUCCAUAUCUUGGCAAUUAAAUCAGAGCUUCUUAAAUGUCAUGUGAAUCACCUGAGGACCUGGUCAAAAGGCAAUUUUUGAAUCAGAAAGUCUGGGGUGAAGUCUGAGGGUCUGCACUUCACACAAGCCCCCAGCUGAUGGUGAAGCUGCAGGUCCGAGGUCCAAGCUGAGUAGGAAGGCUUUAUGUCUGUCUCUGCCCACAAGAUGGUGCAUCUCUUAAGGAGAGGAACGGUAUCUGCUUUAUUCACAGUGCGUGCACAAAGCAAGUGCUUCGUAAGUUUGUUGAAUGAAUUGUUCUUAGUGGGUACCCAGUCCUAAGGCUCCCUACUUGUUUCUGUUGCCUCAUUUCACUCACGCCUUUGAGACACUCCCCUUGCUUUUUGAGGAUGCUCUGGGCCCAGAUCCAAGGGCUGAGCUAGGAGCCGCGUAUAUCGGCCACAGGCAUUAUUCUCAUUAUUUCCUUGCAUCACAGCCUCUUCACCUGCCUCUGCUGCAACCACAUCUUGGUCCUUGUCUUCACCAGAUCUCCAUCUGCUCAGAAGCCUGAAACACCCAAAUUCCCCCGCCUCAGCAUAACCUCCUAUCCUUCAUCUCCCCACACGGAUCAUAUCACACUGCACCCCAGCCCCUGGCAUUUCCAUUCUGUCUCUCUUCUCCCCCACCGCCACAGCCCCAAUCAUCUCAAAGAACUCUUCCCCAUGUCCCUGUUACACUUAUCCCUUUACCAACACCCCCUGACCUGGGCCUGUGUCAGGGCCUGACAUGCCCCAUGGGGCAGCAGUUUACCUCUUCCUUCAGGGUCUGCCCUCUAAGCCUCCCACCUUCCUAGUUUGCCUGCUUCCCAUCUGGCUGCUGCUUCUCUGAUUCUUUGUGGACUCUCCCAUGGUCUAUCCCUGCCCUCUGCCCUGUUCAGCAAACCCUUCCUUCUGGCCUGCAUCUGCCAAUCACACUUCAGCACAGACUGGGAUCCAGACCCCUGAGACACAACUCUCUCCUUUGGUCACUGGACCGCAUCACCAGAGGCCCAGCAUGAAACCUCUCUUCUUUUCCCUCGCCCUUCAGACCUUGUCAAUCCCACCACCUAAACCUACCCAGGCCAGCCCCCUCCUCCUACUUCCCACUGACAUCUUCCUCAAGGGCCCCCAUCAACAGGCCCCUGAGCCCAGCUCCUCUGUGCUACCAGAGGGACUGCCCAGGGCCUGCAGCCAGGCCUCCACCAGGGGCUAACAUCCCACAGCACAGGGCAGAGUUGGGCUGUGCUGUUAUCACACCAAUAAGAGAAUGGGCGUCUGGUGCCUGAGCUCCAUCUGCCACCCACCAGGAACAGAGAGUGUAGAGGAGAAGCUGCCCAAAGCCCGGGAGGCAAACCACUGGGGGCUUUAACACCAGUAAUUCAGUGCUAGGAGUGGGUAUCAAGAGAUGUGCUCUCAGUGGACGAGCCCACAGGUGGAUGGUUAGCCAUGUGACCGGCUACCAGACAAACUCUUGCCUGUUCCACUGGGCCUUCACCUGGCCACCCAUGCAGAACCAGGCAGUGCCAGGUGGGGCGGGCAGCAGAGGGUCAGGGCUGUCCAGGGGAUGGCAGGACCAGGUCCCACUGGGCAGGAGGCUCAAGGGAGCUCAGAGUCAGGGGGCCGCUCCCCUGUCAGACAGGUCCUUUUACCUGUCCCCACUCUGCCCAGUGACCUGCCUGUCUCUUAGCCUCCUUUGCAAGAUGAGGAGAUACCCUGUAAUUUUUUUUUUCCAAGUUUCACUGAUUUUGAGUACUAAAAAGUGAUGAAUAAGUCUGUGGUUUGCUAUGGAGGUUCCAUGUCAGAUAAAGAUUCUUCUGAAGCCCGCCCGCCACACCCUCGCUUGCCCGCGGCACGGGCCUGCUGCAUAAAAGACGGCGGCUGUCUCAGACACUUCAUAAUGCCACAAAGGACCCGGACAAGACAGAAUCCAUCCUGCCAGCCCAAACAUGCGCAGCCUCCCCAUCCUGCAUUGGCUCCUGUUCCUGCUCACACUCCACACCCCUCAGGCACAAGGGGCACCGCUCAAGACACCAGGAACCCAACAAUGCUAUGUACUCAACCUGAUCCGGGAAAUUAUAAAUGAGCUAGACAAGCUACCUGUGGCUUCAGAAGUGAGUAGCUGGGAUAAGGUUGGCAAGGGGCAGGGAAGGGCUGGCAGGUGCCUCAGGCCAACAGGACUCAUGGGCUCUCUCCCUCUGCCCCUACAGGACUUCUUGAACUCAAACGAAAAGAGGAGGCUGAUGGUAAGAGUUCAGCCCCACACAUGGGUGCACUUGGGUGGGUCCCCAUUCACCUCCUGCCUGGGUGACCUCAGGCAUAAAACAAGGCUCUGGACGCCAAACCUGGAAGAAUUCCUGACAUUUGCCACAAAUUCCCUUGGAGAGGAUUCGAAAAUCAAGAAAAAUCUUAAGGAAAUCCAGCCAAUCCUGCCCACAACCACGUCCACGGAAGAGCCAAUCCUUAUUGAGAAGGAUAACUUGGGUGAUUUCCGGGUGAAACUGAAGGAAUAUCUGUCUGCCAUUAGAGACUCUCUGAAUUGUAAGAACACAUAGAACCCUAACGUCUGAAGUCGGAAGCUCAGCUCCCUCUCUGGAGCCUCGGAACGUCAGUAACAGCAGAUGUCCUAAGUUUCUUGGAUGUCUCUCGCAUAGUCCGGGACUGGAAGAAUUUCAUUUUCUCCUGUGGAGUCAGACUAAUUGUUAAUUACCUAAUUCCUGAAAUGUGCAGCCCCCAUUUGUCCUUCUGUGAUUAUUCUCAUUUUUAUUUUAUUGAGACUAUUUAUUUAUGUAUUUAUUUAUCACCUUGUGCAAUGUGAAGGGUAUUUAUUUUAGCAGAGAAGCCAUGUCUUGCUCUUUCUGAAAAAGAUUGAAGAUGGGGACUUCGGGGCAUGUUCAUUUGUACCUCAGGUUUUAAACUGGUUUCUAUACAUCUGUGAAAAUAAACCACACUUUCUGAACAAAUGCUUUGUUGCUAGUGUCUCAUUUUUACUCAGGUCUUAGUAACUCUCUUGCCUGAUGAUUUAACACACCUCCCUACCACCAGAUGGGCCUGGAACCCACACCCUGGCAAUCUGUGGUCCACUGGGGAGCCAGAUUGAGUUUUAGAAAAUGCAAAUAUGACCAUGUUGGUUUAUACUUCAUUUUCCAGUCCUCAGGGUCUUCUGGACCUUGUCCAGAUCAUUAGGGUAGCAUAAAAGUCCUGGUUCCAUCCAGUGCUUCUAUUUCCUUUCUCCCACAGCUACCUACCUCCUUGAUGCUCCAGGUAACAGAAGCGCUGUGGCUUCCUAGAGGAACCACACACCUUGCUUCCUACCUCUAAACCUUUACCCACACUGUAACCUCAGCCUCACAUGCCCUGAUCCUGACUCAACAUGCCCAGGUUCAUUUAAAGAAGCUGUUAACUACUUGAAGUAACAAGUAACACUCUGAUUACUUAAAGAGCCCUUUUCCAGCACGUUUUCUAAUGCAUAGUCAUUAAAGGGAUGAAUGAAGGUAGAGAAAAAGAAGGUGCAAUGUAGUUUUGAAUUAGAUCAGACUGAAAUCUUUCUUAUUAAAGUAGACAAGAAAUAACAUAAUAAAGACAAGUCAGACAAAAACAGUCUCCUGUAUCUUAUAAAGGAUGCGAAAAUGUGUGCAGUAAUUCUUUUUUUUUUUUAAUUUACUAUAAAGUGUCUGUGCUUAGGGGGAGUUGGAAUCCUAUUGAGAAAGAAAAAAUGAAUACAUGGAGGAAAAAAAGACCAGCUCAAAUGUUGCAUACCUCUGGGUUAUCCACACUACUCCAGGACAGAGCUCUUCUCUGAAACAGGUGCGUAGGCAGGGACCCACUGGAAGGACAGCCAGUGUGGCCCCGAGGUGGCACAGACUGACCUGAAUGAUGGAGACUGGGGCAUCACUGAAUGUGGCUUCAGUCUGCCACCUGACCGUUGGGGUCCCACUGACCCUUUAGCUCUGAGUGCCUCCCUCUCUGGUUCCCCUGCACUCUGCCCAGGUGCACCUCCUCCAGUAUGGGGGUUCAGGGGAGAAGAGGCAGAGCAAACUUUCCUGUCACCAUGCUAAGGAGUAAUGUCAUCCUCUCUGACUCCUCACAAGUCCCAUAAGAGCUUUGGGUGCUGAACACCUAUGUGUCAGGCCCUCUACUGGACACUGGGAAUAUGGCAGUGACUAGACAGAUGGAAGGUAUCCAGGGAGCUUGCUUUAGAUUGAAUGGCCUGGGAAGGUCUUUCUGAGGAGGGGACAUAUAGGUUGAAACCUGAAUGACAAGAAAGGGCCAGCCAUGCAGCAAUCAGGGAGGAAGGAACUCUGGAAAGAGGGAACAACAGCCAGUGCCUGGAGACUGAAAUGUGCUGAGAGCACUCAUGGAACAGAAGGAAAAGCCCACAAUUCUCCCUCAGUUUCUCUCCCUUCCCUCCUCAGGCUUUAUAAAAAUUCAAAACCUACAUUGGUGUGUAUAUUUUUUUUCCUGAAAAUAAAAACCUCAUGAAAUUGUCAUAGUGUACACAUUUUUUUCUUAUUGUCUACAUACCAGAGUUUUUUAAAUGUUGUAUUUUAAUUGUUCACAUUUUAUUUUAAAAAUAUUACUUAGAAUUACCUUGUGUUUAAAAAUGAAUAUACUGUAGAAAAGAGACAUUCUCAUUUAUUAUUGAUGAAAGUGUAAAAUUUUCAAACUCUUUGAAAGGUAAGCUGCUAUUAUCUACUUAAAUGUGAUAGGCAUACCUUGUGAUUAUUUGUUAUAUACAUACGUGUGUAUAUAUGAGCACAAAUAAUUAUUACUCUAUUGAUCUAUGUUUUAUAAUAAUAAUCUAUAUGUCCUUUAAUAGAUAAUUUGUUAAAUAACAUAGUUAUGAAGUGGAUGCUAUCUGGUUUCUGACUAUAGGCACAUUUAUGUAUUUGUCUAGCUAUCUACCUCCCUCACUUUAUAUCUGUAUAUUUUGUUAUAAAAUUAACUACUUCAUGGUUAAGAAUGGGAAAAAAGAAAGAUAUAAAACAGUGUGAAACUAUCUACCAUUUGUGUUAAUAAAAAAAUUAAAAAAAAAACCCCAAAACCCAAAACCACAACCUGUGUUAGUGGCGAAUGACUGCAGGAGGUGGGGGUCAGUGGUCAGGUCAGACAACACAGACUUGGUGCAGAAAGAUCAGAGGACAUGGAGUAUAGGCAGGACCUGGGUGGAGGUGACAUGCUUGAGAAGGGGGUGGGCCUUUUCAGGUUUCCUGUGGGCUUUUCAUUGCCCUUCUUGUACAGCAGUCCAGCCUGCUUCAGGCUGAAGUGGGACGAACAUGAGCCCAGCACACUCAGGCUCAUCCUUGACCCCAAACCUCAGACCCUGCCUGGGUCUAACACAACCAGGCCCAAGCACAGCCCUGGUCCUGGGGCCCAGAACCAACAGGUGGUCAGUUCCCAGUCAAGUUAGGGUAUUUUCACAUCAUGUCCAUCUGCCUUCAGGGAGAGGGCUGACGACUCCAUGACCCAACAGGAGGCCCUGGGGUGCCUGAGUCUCUCCUGAAGGUCUUUUUUCAGAGCCUGCCCAGACUGUCCUUAGUGCCAGGUCUAUAGGUCCAGUUGCCACAAGGGGGCACCAAAGCCCCAUCAUAAGUCCCACAAUGUCCAAGUGAAGGCCAAAGUUCCCACCUUCCCAAAUCCAAGGUGCUUCUUCAGCAGGAAAGUAGAUAACCUCAACCAGGAAUUUUACUUUUUAAUUUAAAAAAUAUUAUGGAAAAGAAUCUGAAGAAGAAAAAAAUAUAUGUAUAUAAAACUAAAACUGAAUAACUGCUGUCACCUGAAACACUGGAAAUCAACUAUACUUCAAUUUUUUAAAAUUAUCGUUUUUUUACUGCGAGGGCAAUAUGAGAGCGCAUAGAUGAGCUUUACUGAUAAACUUUGAAAUACAGAAAAAUAAAGCAAAGAGAAAUUGCCAGGAAGGCAAACGCCUGAGGAGAGAACUCAGAGAGGCAUUGCCCACCUCCCUCCAUGGUGCAAAUCCUCUUGCUCCAGGAAGGGGUUCUGCUCCUCCCAUCCUGGCCUUGAAUCUGCAUUUGACUGAGUUCAGCGAACACCCUGAGGACCCUCCACAGCUUACCCAGGCUGGGGCAGGGGAUUGGGGAGACACUGAGUCAGGCCUCCGGGGGCCUCUUGGCCAUGUCCAGUUGGCCCAGGAUGGUGUGGUAGGGGUUACUACAUACAGAACCACGGAUGGAUGGGUGUGGAUCUUGUCAGAGGCGCUUCUCUCAGGAGGUAAUGCACAGGGAGCUUGAUAAAGGAGUAGGAGUUCAUCAGGCAGCCAGAGGUGCAGAGAAGGACGUCAGGCAGAUGGCACCAGGGAGUAAGGGUGUGGAGGUCUAAGAGCAUAGGGUGAGUUGGGGGUCACAGGAGAGUUUAGGCAGUUUAUAGGGCCACAGUGUGGGUGCCGGGUGGCCAGGUAGAGACAAGUCCCCCAGAGCUCCCUUGGUCAGGGAGCCCCAGGCACCUCUGGGUCUCAGCCUGGUCCCUCGCCAUUCCUCCCUCUCUUUGCCUAGCCUAGCCCAGCCUGGCCUGGACACUGUGGAGACAGCAAGACUAGAUAACCAUGCCUGAGGAGUCGGGGGUGUAUGGCGGGAGAGGGAUAGGAUGGGGCCACAUCACUGUUUUUAAUGCCAACAGGAAAGAGCCAGGGCAGAGGGAGAGAAGCUGGAGGAAAGAGGGGCCAGCCAAGCAGAGCCGGAUCCCUGGGGCCAUGGUGGGAAAGAGGGAGGGAGAGGCAGAGGUUGUGUGGGCCAGAGUGGAGGGUUGAGUGAGUUCUCACCAUGGGCUGGGGUCUCAAUUUUCUCCUUGAAAACCUCAGGUCAGGCUCAUGGAGGGGGAAGAUGGAUCAGGCAAAGGGACUCAGAAUCCCCUCAAUGACCAGAUGAAGUCUAUGACUGCCUUCAUUUUACAUACGAAAAAAAAAUGAGGCACAGAGAAUAUGACUCCAGAGCCUCUGAAUCCUCAAGCCACAGUGUUUCGGCCAAUGCCGACUGAAGCAGAGGAGCCCUUUAAGUCUGGUUUAGGGCCCACCUGGGGUCUCCUCCUUGACUGGACCCAGGCCUCCAGAAGUACCUACUGGCUCCAAGACCUCCUGGUUUCAGCUCCAGGGGCGCACAGCACAGCCGUGGUGCCUCAGCUCCAUCCUCCAUUCAUUGAACCACCACAUGUUUAUCGCCAAAAUCCUCUACAUGCACAUUUGUCCCUUCUCCUACCCAGCACCCCCCACAUAUGCACACACACUGGGCUUAGAUCCAGGCUCGUUCCCAUCCCCAUGCCUCAUGGAGUUUCUGGGAGAGAAACCACUGGCUCACAGCCACCCCCUACCUUGACUGGUAGUCAAGGCUUCCUCUCUCCUACCCAGCUUCUCAGAGAUCCCAGACUCAACUUCCACCUCCAGCCUUGGCUCAUGCUGUGGCCCUCCAGGAGCCCUCCCUACUCCCCAGGGUCCACAGAAUCCUAGCCUGAGGCCUUCUCGCCUCCUCCUCAGACAGGCGCCCUUGACCAUGCUGCCCCUGGGACUUCCUUCAGCAGACAAUGGGCGAGUGUCUCCACUCACCCUGCCCUGGAGGGCACCACAUGGGCCAUGCCAGAGAUGAAGUGGAGCAGCCAGGGACAGCAGACUGUGACAGUGAAGAUGUGUACCUCUGAGGAGAGCUGUGCCAGGAAAGAAGUGUGGCUGUGCCCGUACCUG
Orcinus orca (killer whale) is the source of this 9216-nucleotide messenger RNA. RefSeq names its product interleukin-3. The transcript has 4 exons. The record is from RefSeq and is a predicted model, not a curated record. NCBI's taxonomy places the organism in Eukaryota, Metazoa, Chordata, Mammalia, Artiodactyla, Delphinidae. Bases 3476 to 4081 code for a protein of 201 amino acids. Gene Ontology annotation, biological process: immune response. Gene Ontology annotation, cellular component: extracellular region. Gene Ontology annotation, molecular function: interleukin-3 receptor binding; growth factor activity.